Striga asiatica is the source of this 851-nucleotide messenger RNA. Lineage: Eukaryota; Viridiplantae; Streptophyta; Magnoliopsida; Lamiales; Orobanchaceae. The record is from the annotation of a GenBank genome assembly.
CACCAAUUACUAUAACAAAAGGAUUUUGAGCUUACCUUGUUAUUCUCGAUCCCUUUAUUGCUUCCUUUGAGCAAAUUCGUUUAUUUUUCUCUGUGAUCUUUCUUUUUCGUGCUGAGUAAAGAGUGGGAAGACGAGGAAAGGAUGUUUCUUUUGGAUUGGUUUUAUGGUAUAUUGGCGUCGUUGGGGCUGUACCACAAGGAGGCCAAGAUUUUGUUUCUGGGUCUCGAUAAUGCCGGAAAAACUACCUUGCUCCAUAUGCUCAAAGACGAGAGGCUGGUGCAACACCAACCAACUCAGUAUCCAACAUCUGAAGAAUUGAGCAUUGGGAAAAUUAAAUUCAAAGCUUUCGAUUUGGGCGGUCACCAGAUUGCUCGAAGGGUCUGGAGGGAUUAUUAUGCUAAGGUUGAUGCUGUGGUGUAUCUUGUGGAUGCGUAUGAUAAGGAAAGAUUUGCGGAGUCUAAAAAGGAGCUCGAUGCCCUUCUCUCAGACGACUCGUUGGCUAAUGUCCCCUUUCUCAUCCUCGGGAACAAGAUUGAUCUGCCCUAUGCAGCCUCGGAGGAUGAGCUGCGUUACUACAUGGGCUUGACGGGUUUGACCACAGGCAAGGGCAAAGUCGACCUUUCAAGCACAAAUGUUCGCCCCCUUGAGGUCUUCAUGUGCAGCAUUGUACGGAAAAUGGGUUAUGGUGAGGGCUUCCGGUGGAUGUCUCAGUACAUCAAGUGAUGCAUUGGGGCUAUCGAAAACAACUUUUUUUCACAUGUGAAAUAUCUUGUGUUCAGUUGAUGAAGUUGGUAACAUAGAUUGCAAAAGUGUGGGAUGUUUUUAAUUUAUUAUAUCUUGUCCUUGCCUUU